Molecule: messenger RNA, 1896 nt
Organism: Plasmodium gonderi
Lineage: Eukaryota; Apicomplexa; Aconoidasida; Haemosporida; Plasmodiidae
Product: GTP-binding protein
Exons: 1
Coding region: 1-1896 (631 amino acids)
Biological process (GO): ribosomal large subunit biogenesis
Cellular component (GO): nucleolus
Molecular function (GO): GTP binding; GTPase activity; RNA binding
Source: RefSeq, a predicted model, not a curated record
AUGAGUUUAGUAUGUAAAGCCAUCCUAGUAGUAACACUUUUUUAUCGCUCAGUCUUCUGUCUUCUCAGAAAGAAUAGAACCAAUAUAGAUACCCUGCUUUAUAUUAAGGAAAAUUUUCAUCCAUGUAUUUUUAAUUUCCCAAAAAGUAAACGUAUGAAAAAUGUAAAAGGAAUAGGGAUGAGAAAAAAAUGGAAUGCCUGUUUGUGCAUGACGGAUGAUAGGGAAAAUGACAAAAUGAGCAAAUGUAACCCUGUGGAAAGUGUAAAAUUUUACGACUUUUCACGUAUUUAUGAACAUUUCAAAUUCAAUAGAAAUGAUUCAGAGAGUGAGAAAUCAGGACAACCGGGGGGAAAUGGUGACGAAAGUUGUUACAACAUGUGCACUGAAAAGGGUGUACUCACGAACCCGUCUAAGGAGGGUACUUCAGUUGAAGAGGACAUGCCCACAAAAUAUUCCAUUAAAAUUGUAAAUAACCUUGUCAACAAUGCUGUAGAUAACUCUGUUAAUAACAAGACAGAUACGCAACCAAGCAGUGAUUCCAUGAACAACCAAAAUAACAACCUGUUAGUUAAAGAUGACCCCAAUAGAAUCCAAAGAAUGAAGUUCGAAAAUACGCAGGAGUAUAGCAACAUAUUUAGGGAGAAAGAAAAAAAAAAGCAUGUGAAGACAUAUGUUGCAAAUAUUUUUCAGAAAAUCCCGAAAUUUAAGGAUAACAUUAAAGUAAUUAAAGAUGCUUUAUUGUAUCUAAAAUUUAUAGAAAAAGGGAAUCUGUAUUUAAUUAAAAAUGUGGACAGCAAAAGUGUGAACGCAGAACCGUACGUUGAUUUUACAAAAGGAAAAGGAUCAAAAAAAAAAGGCACGAAAAAAGACAAAAUUAAACUAGAAUUAACAAGUAUAUACAAUAAUAUAAAUAAAGAAAAACACACAAAAAAAAGAAUAUGCAAAGAAUGUUGUAUUAAGAUAGAUUUAUACACAAAAUUACUCUCCCGUCCACUGAACAAUAUAUACAAUUUGCAUAAAAAUUUAAAGAAAUUUUUACACCCAUUUCAGUAUAGUUUAUACGAAAAUGCUAUAACAAAUUUUUAUAAAGAGGGAGAAAUAUCCAACUCGUUAAGUGAUGUCUUAAGCAACAUUUUACAAGUCAGAAAGUUGAUAACUCUUACAGGAAAAACGUAUGCAGGGCAAAUGAAAUAUUUAAAAACAUGCAGAGAAUUAUUUAAAAAAUUAAAUGAAGCAAUAGUAGAUCUAAAUAUUAUUUUACAAUCUGGUAGAAAAUGGCUAGACUUAUACAAUUCAUAUAUUAAAAAAAUUAGAAAAAUUAAAUAUAUAGAUAUAACAAAACCAGCAAUAUCUAUUAUUGGAUGUACAAAUGUAGGAAAAAGUAGCAUCCUCAAUUCAAUUACGAAUUCGAAAUCGAAAAUAGCUGAUUAUAAUUUUACAACCAAAGAAUUUAAUCUAGGUCAUUAUUCUUUUACAAAUGAAAAUGAUAUAUUUACAACACAAAUUAUGGAUCUACCAGGAUUAAUUAAUCGACCAGAACAAAAAAGAAAUCUUAUGGAAAAAUUAUCCUUAUCAUCAUUAAAAAAUAUUCCAUCAGCAGUUAUUUACGUUUUUGAUCCUUCAAAAAAGGACGACCAUAAAUUCUCUUCUAUGAAGGCACAAUUAGAUAUUCGCUACUACCUAAGGGGAUUAUUUCCUUUCAGACCUUGGAUUGAUGUUAUAACAAAAUCAGAUUUAAUUAGCUGGGAUCAAAUUAACAUACCUAAAGAUAUUAAAGAAAACGCUCUUUUUAUUUCAACAGAAGAUACAAAUUCUUUAUUACCCCUACGGGAAAGAAUAAAUGAAGUGACAUUUAAGUUAACCAACUUUUUAGCGAAACAUACGAUGGAAUCAUAG